AUUUCUUACAGUACAGGCAUUUCAUUGUUUUGAACUUCGAACCGCCACUUUCUGCAGAAGUUCUAGUCACAGGUUUCAAUGCUGCUUUUUUCAGCUACCUGGCAGGAAAACUGGGACAAAUGGAAGAUCCGCAUUAUGGUUCUCUGGAGCCUCACAUUGCAAACCAUCCUCAUCUUUCUUGGAAGCAAGAGAAAGCGCAGUAGAAACAUCUUGCUCCGAUUCAUACUUUGGAUAUCCUACAUGUAUGCAGAUUGGCUUGCAACAAUCUCACUCGGCGUCAUUUCAAGCAAAGUAACAGAACAGAACGGUGAUUCUGUUGCGCCAAAGCAAGUCGUUAUGGCUCUCUGGGCCCCACUUCUUCUCCUUCACCUCGGCGGCCCGGACACCAUAACGGCUUAUUCAAUGGAAGACAAUGAGCUGUGGCCAAGGAAAUUGAUAACCUUUGGUUUUCAAGUCAUGGUUGCCAUUUAUAUCCUUAUCAGAGCAUGGACGCCGAACACCGACUUGAAUGUUUUGGCAAUACCAAUAUUAAUCGCUGGUAUUGUCAAAAUUGGGGAGAGAAUUUGGGGUUUAAGAUCAGCAAGCAACCAACGUUUCAAGGAAUCGUUGUUUCCGGAGCCGGAUCCAGGGCCUAACUAUGCGAGAUACAUGGAGUCCUACAUGGCUGCAUCUCGAGAAGGUUUCUCUGUUAACGUAGAAAGCCUAAUUGAAUCUCCCUAUGUCGGUGAUCAAACUCAUGCUGGCACAGAAGGGAACAUUAUUCCGUUACCGGAAACCGACACUUUCGGUGGAGCUCAAGUUGUGACCACUGCUGACAAGUUCUUGAAGACUUUCAAGCGACUUUUCGCUGAUCUCAUUCUCACCGUCCACGACGUGUUGGAAAGCAGACUGUCUUUACAGAAUGCGAAAAGCGAGCAAGUUUUCGAGGUGAUGGAGGUUGAGCUUGGUUUCAUGUAUGAUCUGUUCUACACAAAGGCGAAAGUGGUUUAUUCCUCUAUUGGUGUUUUUUUCCGCUUCUUAACGCUAUCGUGCAGUGUCAGUGUGCUGUGUGCGUUCUAUGUCAUGGAGAAGAGUCCGUAUCCAAAAGCCGAAUUGAUCAUCACAUAUGUGUUGCUGUAUGGAUCUGUCUUCCUAGAAUUGUAUUCAAUAUUUUCUUUAUUGUUCUCAGAUUGGACAAAACUAUUGCUGAGUAAGCACAAGAACAGAGUGGCUUCUCUUUUGAUUUCGGCCGUUUCGAAACUCCAAUUCGGAGAAAACAAGAAGUGGUCAGGGCGAAUUGGCCAGUUUAACCUCAUAAGCUUUUGCUUGAAAGCUAAGAGGGAAAGAUGCGGCGUCCUUUACAAGAUUUCAAGACAUAAAUUCUGCCUCAAGUGUAGAAAUGCUUUCAAAAAUGGUGUGGCCAAGUGUUGUGUUGCUCAAAUGAUUCAAGGUGUUUAUCAAGACUUUCAGAAAUUCACGCAUGACGAUUUUGAGAUUGUAGAUGAUGACCUCAAGAAUAUCAUCUUUCAGCACUUGAGAACAAAAAUUGAACUCGUCGCAAAAGAGAUUAAGGAUGAGAUGAAGGUGGCAAACGAGAUAAAGAAAUUUUGCAACCACAGAGGCGGCCAAGUGCUUCAAACUUUAGAUGAUGAUGAUGAUGUAAGGUGGAGUGUUGAGAAAGAAUUUGACAAGAGCGUUCUUCUUUGGCACAUAGCAACUGAAUUAUGCUACAUUUCAGACACCGGUGAUUUAACCGGGAAACCGAAUUACAAAAAAGCAAGCAAAUUAUUAUCAGAUUAUAUGCUGCAUCUUUUGGUUAUGAGUCCGUUCAUGCUGCCGAAUGGAAUUGGGGAGAUCAGGUUCCAAGACACGUGCGCGGAGGCGAUUGAAUUUUUCAAGGAGAGAAGAUCCAUACAAAACAUGAACAAAGCUUGCAAGAAGCUACUCAAGAUUUGCAAGGAGAGUAAGAAGGUUCCUCCUUCACAGGUAAAAGGAGAUAAAAGCAAGUCAGUGUUUUUCGAAGGGUGUAUGCUGGCAACACUAAUCAGAGAGUUGAAGGAAAAGAAAGAUUGGAGGGAAAACCAGAUGUGGAAGGUAAUUAGUGAAGUGUGGGUUGAAAUGCUGGCUUAUGCUGCUUGCCACUGUAAUGGGAUUCAUCAUGCUCAGCAGCUAAGGCGUGGUGGAGAGCUUCUUACACAUGUUUGGCUUCUUAUGGCACAUCUUGGUAUGACGGAUCAGUUUCAAAUCUCUGAGGGGCAUGGAAGGAAAAAGUUGGUACGCAAGUGAAUGAAGUUUAAGGGAAAGAUCGAGUAACAAAACUGCUA
Messenger RNA from Arachis stenosperma, 2303 nucleotides. RefSeq lists its product as uncharacterized. The transcript is spliced from 2 exons. NCBI's taxonomy places the organism in Eukaryota, Viridiplantae, Streptophyta, Magnoliopsida, Fabales, Fabaceae. The record is from RefSeq and is a predicted model, not a curated record. Bases 79 to 2265 code for a protein of 728 amino acids.